GGGGAAAAAAAAAAAGCUCAACAUGGCUCCCAAAUUGGACCUCGUGCGCGCGGGGACGCUCGUGUGGCUGGUGGUUUCCUCUCUGAUCCCCCCGGUUGAAGCUUACGACGCGGGCGACGCUUUGGCGCUGCUGCUGUGCGCCGUCCUGACCGGGGUGGGCUUCUGCGCGUGCCUCGGCUGGUACGCACGGAGGCGCAACGGCCAGAUGUGACGAGGAGGACAGGACAGGGGGAGCAGUGGUAUUGGCAAGCUUCUCGGACAUGCGUCCUGUCAGCACGCGCUGCUCUCAAACUCCCGCGGACCUUCUGGACCCGCAGAGAAACGUGCCUUACAGGAGGAUGUUGGCGCAGGAGGAGGACAAAGCCGAACCAGGAAGUGAGAACGCAAGAACCCCGCCUAGGUCUAAAACCAAACACUGUUGCCUUUUAACACGCAAAGAGACUGCUGCAGUUUAUUUCCCUUUAAACGUCCUGUUAAGUUUUGCAUCCAGCUUCAACACGAGACUGUUUGAUUUGACGCACUGAGCCACACGACUGGCACUUCCGGUAGUCUGGACACGUGACUACAGCUUUUGUAAACAAUAAAU
Messenger RNA from Nematolebias whitei (Rio pearlfish), 586 nucleotides. Its product is annotated as small integral membrane protein 30-like. The transcript has a single exon. Bases 23 to 211 code for a protein of 62 amino acids. The record is from RefSeq and is a predicted model, not a curated record. NCBI's taxonomy places the organism in Eukaryota, Metazoa, Chordata, Actinopteri, Cyprinodontiformes, Rivulidae.